AUGGCGAACAAUGAGCUCUGGGCUCAAAUACUUGGUUACUUUAGUAUAGCCUGCUGGAUCGUUGUCUUUACACCGCAGAUCAGAGAGAACUAUAAGCGAAAGAAUACCGAUGGUGUUUCGAUCCAAUUCUUAUUAUUUUGGAUUUUUGGAGAUAUUUUCAAUUUGAUUGGAGGUGUACUUGAGCACUUGAUGGAAACAAUGCUGCUGCUGGCAUUGUACUACUUAUUGGCUGAUUGUCUAUUGAUGGGACAAGUUAUUUAUUAUCGUAAACGCCAGGGUCUCUUGCACCGGGACGAAAUUGUCGAUACUUCCGAGAGUGCGCCUCUUUUGCAGUCAGUUUCUUCUUCGUACAAACCGACGAUGUCUGAAACAACACGUCGCACGGUGCGGAUUUUCUUUAUUUCCUCGGUCGUCUCCAUGACUUUGCUCUUGGUCGGCACCGGCCUAUUCUUCUUCUGGCCCAAUGCACAAGACAAGAUCGACUUUAGCAAGCUACACCUCGUGCCUCAGUUGCUAGGAUGGGCCAGUGCGGUGUUGUACUGUGGAAGUAGAAUCCCUCAAAUCAUGCAGAAUUUCCGAAACGAGAGUGUUGAUGGGCUGAGUCUGACAAUGUUUGUAUUCAGUGUGUGUGGCAAUCUGACCUACUGUCUGUCUAUUUUCUUUAGAUCUCUGGAUAGAACCUUUCUCUUGACCAAUUUUCCUUGGUUACUUGGAAGUGGCGGUACCUUGUUCUUUGAUUUCACAAUCUUUUUCCAAUUUUAUACUUAUCGCAACAAGAAGCUUUUGACAGACACAAAAUGA
Molecule: messenger RNA, 801 nt
Organism: Phycomyces blakesleeanus NRRL 1555(-)
Lineage: Eukaryota; Fungi; Mucoromycota; Mucoromycetes; Mucorales; Phycomycetaceae
Exons: 5
Coding region: 1-801 (266 amino acids)
Biological process (GO): basic amino acid transmembrane export from vacuole
Cellular component (GO): fungal-type vacuole membrane
Source: RefSeq, a predicted model, not a curated record